Molecule: messenger RNA, 963 nt
Organism: Colletotrichum scovillei
Lineage: Eukaryota; Fungi; Ascomycota; Sordariomycetes; Glomerellales; Glomerellaceae
Product: GDSL-like Lipase/Acylhydrolase
Exons: 4
Coding region: 34-795 (253 amino acids)
Source: RefSeq, a predicted model, not a curated record
GCGACUUUGAAAUAAGAAUAGAGACCAAUCACCAUGGCUAAACCAUACCCUCAAGUUGUGCUCUUUGGAGAUUCUCUGUUCCAAGGGUCUGUGGUGACCUUUGAAGGCUUUUGCUUCCAGGCCGAGCUUCAAUGUCAUGUAAAUCGCCGUUAUGACGUUGUCAACCGUGGGUUUUCGGGUUGGAAUUCGGCGAACGCUUUGAAAUAUCUUCCCGAGAUGUUUCCCCCUCCUUCACCUUCAGGACCACAACUGAAGUACCUGUUGGUUCUUCUGGGCGCAAACGAUGCAGUUCAGCCCAUGCACACGACAACCCAAAAUGUGCCCCUAGAAGAGUACAAGCAGAACCUCAUUAAGAUCGUCACGCACCCCAACAUCACAGCCCACAACCCCAAGAUCCUCCUCGUCACGCCGCCGCCCAUCGACGAGAUCCGCAUCACCAAGCUGGACCUGGCCUGGGGCCACCCAAAGCCGACCCGGACAGCCAAGGUCAGCGCAGGAUACACCCAAGCGGCCCGCGAGGUCGCCGCCGAGGUCCCCGGUGUGGUCUCGAUCGACCUGUGGCAAGCCCUCAUGGACCACGCCGUCGCCAAGACGCCUGGCUUCAAGGCCGGAGGGCCUUUGCUCGGCACCCCGGAGCUCGGCGAGCAGGGCGGGCUCCACUUGAGCGGCGAGGCGUAUAGGGUGUUUUAUCAGACGGUGCUGCCUCACAUUGGGCAAGAGUACGUCGGUCUGCCUGACGACGAUCGUACGGACUAUGUCUUUCCAGAUUGGCGGGAUCUCAACCCUCCGGCGUAGGUGAGUCUGGGAUGGACGAAGGAGAAGCUAAUAGAGCGGUCCAUGCGAUGCUGCAUGUAUUCUGCAGGAAGCGCCGCAGUGGCAUUUCAAAUCAAGUGGAUUCUUUGUAAGAAACUGCCCGAGUACCCAAGAUGAUGCUUCCGAAAUAGCUAAAGCAUGUGAUGACGG